AGACAGUUGAGCUCCAGCGGAAGGUGUAAGGGGAAGGGAAACGGUAGAUAGGCUAGGGAGGGGAGUGUUAAUCUCACUUGUAGAACGCGCGGUGGUUACCAAAUGUUUCCAUGAAAAUAACAAAUAAUUAUAGAACGAUAGUUCUGCAAAAAAUAUAAUAUAUUUGCAGCGAACAUUUGCAUUGAGCAGUAUUUUUUUUCUUUUGCAACUUUUUUACGUCCUGUGUUCUAACAAAAAAGCCAGUCCAAAGAGCUGUAGCUUAAUUUACCAGUAGUAUCUGUUUUGUUUACAUUUGAAGGAAGUGUGCCUGAGAUCAAAUCGAUAAACAAGCUGUGACGGACAGACCUGCAGAAAGAGGUGGACGAUUGCUCGCGCAGGGCGCUAAGUGUUUUCCUAUCGAGGUCCCCGAGUUAUGAAUUAUUAAUUUUCUUCUGUCGUCUUCUACGUUGUUUAAAUGACGUCAGGUCGUAGUUUGUGAGUGCGCUAUGCUAAACUAGCGCCGUGCGCGCGAGAGACGUAUUUUGAGUAAAACGGUUUGUCACGUGCGCGUGAUUGAAUGUUGAAUGAAAAUUAGUUCAUCAGCACGACAGUGAAGAGAUCAGUGGUAAAGUAAGUCCCGCGUUCUUGUCUUGAUAGUUUUGUGAUCAAUGUCUGAUACAGAACAUGAUCGAAAUGUCUGUGGAAAAGGAAGCUGCGGGUGAGAAUGUACCUCCUGCUAAAGUUGAGCCGCCUCCUGUGGGAGGGUACGCAGAAGUGCAGGCAACUCAAAAGAGUGACGAGGGGGGAGGUUUGUUGUUUCUGAGUGAAAAAGAGAGGGUGGAGCUUGACAGUACUAUUGGGGAGUUACCCAAGCCUAGGAAUGGCAUGCAACCACCCCACCACCAGAGAGUGCCGAAGAGGCGCAGUAGCUUCAACACUGGAUUCAGACACCCUACCUUUAAGAGGCGAAGAAGGGCAAAUUCUGACUGUGAUCCUGUUUUGCCAUCCAAGUUUUUGCUGGGUGGAAAUAUUUUUGAUCCACUGAAUCUCAACAGCUUGCUGGAUGAAGAGGUUAAUAGAAAACUGAAUGCAGAGACACCAAAGUCAUCACCAUUACCAGUUCGAAAUCGUGAUCCAGUGGAAAUUCUGAUUCCUAAAGAUAUUACAGACCCACUCAAUUUGAACUCUGGUGAUGGUGACAUAUUGGUGUCCCCAUUGAAGCUGGGGAGAAAGCGGCAUCGGCAUAGGCACCAUACUUCAUUUGCAGAUGUGACUGUAGUAAACAAGAUUCCAGCACCUCUUGGGGUGUCAGCAGUGGAGAUUCACAAUAGUGCACCCACUGGGUCAGGGAAUAUUAUCGGCAUUCCCACUGUUGAAGGGCCUCAACCCUAUGAACUAAAUACAGUGAUUAAUUGUCGUGAUGAGAUUGUUUCUCCUAUUUUACCCUCUGAACAGGCUGCAGUAGGUCAGGGCUCCUCAAGACAUCGCAAAAGGCGGAGAACACCAAGCAAAUCUGAAUCUGGGGCUCAAGGAACUGUCGAUGCUGAAAAUAACAAGAACCAGUUAUUAAAACCCAAGGGGAAGCCUUCAUUUCAGCAUCAGCACUCCCAUCCAGAGUUCAAGAGUAACCAGAAGAAGUUUCAGUAUGGUAACUACAGCCAGUAUUAUGGCUACCGGAAUCCAGCUCGGAGUGAGGACCAAAGACUUAAAGUCAUGAAUGCUGACUGGUUUGAAGGAAAGAGAGUUUUGGAUUUGGGCUGCAAUGUGGGUCAUGUAACAUUGGGCAUAGCAAAGAAUUGCAAACCCUCACAUAUUGUUGGAAUUGACAUUGAUGGUGGAUUGAUUUAUGCAGCCAAACGGAAUAUUCGCCACUAUUUGUCUGAGGAGAUGAUGUGCUCCCAAGAAGAAGGGUCUGCAAAGAGACAUUUCCCUGUUUCAAUGACUGUUAGCAGGGGUCCCAUUGCUGCACCUCCGGUUCCGCUGCAAAGUUCAGGGUGUGAAUUCCCCAACAACAUCACUUUUAUACAGGCAAAUUAUGUUUUGAAAUCAGAUGAGCUGCUGGAUAUGCAAAAACCAGAGUAUGAUGUUAUCCUGUGUCUCAGUCUAACCAAGUGGGUGCACCUGAACUGGGGAGAUGACGGCCUCAAACGAAUGUUCAAACGUAUUUAUCGGCAGCUCAUCCCAGGAGGAUUACUUGUUCUUGAACCACAACCAUGGUGUUCUUAUGGGAAACGGAAAAAAUUGACAGAGACCAUCUACAAGAACUACUGCAAGAUCACUUUCAAACCUGAUCAGUUCAUAGCAUAUCUUCUGUCCGACGAGGUUGGUUUCGUCACCUUUGAACGUGUUGGUACUCCAUCAAGCAAUUGCAAAGGGUUUCGGCGUCCGAUAUAUCUUUUUCACAAAAGCAAACCAUUAUCCAGUGAAGUUGGUGAAAGCUGAGCAAAAGAAGGCUGAUGCCAGUGUCGAAGGGAAACUGCUGUCACUCUGUCCAUUGUGUGAUCACUGAGCUUAUCAUCAAAGAGACCUUAAAAGCUUUGGAAGAUGAGGAUUUUCAAAGACUUUGGAGAUUUGUUUGCUGGACCAUUUGAAAUUGAAGUCGGCAGAACUGAGAGUUAUUUUGUGCACCCUCACCAUUCACAGUUGUAGAUUAGCCUUCCUAUUCUGUUGUUUGGCAGACCAUUUCUUUGCUUUAAGAGUACUCAUGAAUGACAUUUGAAAGUCCAUUUCAUCUGUAGCUGUUCUUCAGUAGACUGUGUCCUACAGGUUACCUUUGCUUCUGACGAGUUGUGUAUUUUUACAUGCUUCUCCCCAAAAACUUGAGGAUAAUGGGGUGGGGGGGAGUUUCUUGCGGGGGGUCUACUUUGAAGCCAAACUUUUACACGUGGAUUGCUGAGAGUUGCUCAUUUUACUCCCGUCUAUGUGUUCCUCGUUUUAUUUGGAGAGUACAGUGCAAGAGUAUUAGAGUAAUAGUGAACUCUUCUAAGGCACAUUCUCGAAAGAGACAGCAAGUGAGAAGUACGCUGCAUCAGCUGGGCAGUAUGCUGCUACCUGUGCUACAUUGUGCUAUAACUAAUUGGCACCAGCCGAGCAAGUAGAGCUGUGUCACUGGAGUAACAUCUUGGCAGCACAGACAUGCUAAGACAACUGUUUAUUUAUGAUGGAAGGAAAACCUGAGCUUUUCCCUUCAGUAUGGAACUUGUUUUGAAUGCAGUUUCAACAGGAGUAAUUUCAGUGUGUGUGUUACAAACCAGAUAACUUGUUUCUUUACUAUCCCAGUUGUUUUCCGAGAAGCUGUGCCCUUAUUUCAUUUCUGAUCUCUGUAAGAUUUUGGAAUUGUAUGAUGAGGCACUGAUUUAGUUUGUCAUUUUCUUCAGAGUAGUAGUUUUAAGUAGAAAUGAUGAAAAAUUAGUUAACACCUCUUUUUACUUUAGUGUCUGUGGUUAUGCAUUACAGAAUAAUCUCUUGUCAGAUAGCUCUUACAUUUUGCAGACUUGAUUUUGUAAUCCUUGUCAUUUGUGGUAUAUUCAGGAUUAUUUAUUCCAGUAACCAUUAUUAACUGAAUGUCUGUAUCACAUUGGUAGUGGGUACUUGCUGAAGAAUGCAAAGAUCACCUUUUUAGUGCCUUAUGCUCCUUAAGUUCCACAGGAGCUGUUAUCAAGUGUUUUGUAUUUCUAGUUGAGAGAAACUUGCUAGUUCCCUGCCUAUCCAUAACCUUUUUUGAUACUUGUGUUGACCUAUCCUCAUAUCUUUGAAGUAUGAUUUGUGCAUAAUUUUCAGCUGUGUAAUGCAGCAUUUAUUGAAACGCCUGUGUUUGAAUGAUUAGUCUCUGAAAGACAGCAAAUUUAACAUAUUGAGAAUUAUAAAGUUAAACAAAGUACCGUUCCCAUCUUUUUGUAAGCGUUGCCCACUAAAGCCUUUCCCACGGUUAAGGCUGUUUUUUAAAUUAAUCCCUUAAUCCACUUUCAUCAGCUCUUCAACCUCUGUCCCCAUUUUUAUGUCCUUUGUAGAUUUUUAUGUCCAUUGUAGAAGUUAUCAGCAUAAACUGCUCCUUUUCUAGAACUGCAGGUAUUUGAAAAGGACACAGUCUCACAGGACGAGUGGUUAAAACAGUUCUGAACUAUACUUGUACAUGCCACAUAAAAAAGCAUGGUUGAAGGUGUGUGUGUGUGUAUCAAAGGCGAGCAUAGUAAGUUUUUUUUUUUUAAUCAAGUUCUGAUUUCACUGUUCUAGUAUAGAUAAUAUGCUGCUAACUGAAGGCAGUGGUGAGUUUGACCAGGCAUGUGUGUACUGCAUCACUACAUUUGUGGUUUGGUGUCUGUAAGGGCAGGGAAUGAUAGGGAAGUAUUUUGUUACACAUUUAAUUUCUGACUUGUUGAAUAUUGCUUAUGUGCAGGACAGAUUGUAUGUGGAAGAAGUACUGUUGCAUGCAUGCAUAUGGAAAGCUUGUUUAGCUUAACUUUUUAAACUUUUUAUGCUCACAUAAAAUCCAUAUUUCCUCUUGUCACUUUUUUUGGGGAUGACAAGUUUAGAAUUGAUACCAGUACAUUCUGACAUUGUCUGUGUUAGCCUUUUUCAUGAAUAGUUUUUCAGGUCUGUGUUAGAUAAAGUCCUGUAUUUCAUUCAGUUUAGUAGUUAAUCCAGUAAGAAGUUUUGUUGGUGUAGUAUAGUUUUCAUCAUUGUUAGUAGUUUUUGGUUGCUCAUUAGAGUAGUGUUAAAUAAAACCUCUGUCAUACACACAUCACCCAUUUCACUUGCUGACCAUGGUCCCUAUACACGGACGGUUAUCUUGUUUUGUGGCAGAUUUCUUUUUUUUAUCUGUUACUUACCACCCUCUGCUACUGUAAAUUGAUUUUCUGUUACCUCCCAUUUGUUCUGCAGCCUGUUUGUUAUAUUCUUACAGCAACUUGUCAAGUCACACAUUGUCUGACCAAUUAAUUGGCUAUGCCAGUAACCCAGUCUAAAGGGACUUAAUGAGAUUUUAUUUUCAUUACUGAAAUUAAAAAAGUGUAUAAACAAUUUUUUUAAGCAAGGGAGUUUAUUUAAGAAUAAUUUUAAAAUGUCAUCAGUGUUUCCAUUAAUUAUACUCCAGACCCUCCUCCAGGAAGUGAUUUUGGUUUGUAAUGCAUCUUAUGCUGUUCUGGGUUUGUAGAAAAUGAGCACAACUUUUUGGAGUUGUGAUUCACAGCUCAUACUUUGGAAAAGAGAAAUAAACUUUUGUCCUGUGGCA
This is a messenger RNA of Protopterus annectens (West African lungfish), 5209 nucleotides long. RefSeq names its product methylphosphate capping enzyme (gene MEPCE). Lineage: Eukaryota; Metazoa; Chordata; Ceratodontiformes; Protopteridae. Bases 664 to 2421 code for a protein of 585 amino acids. Gene Ontology annotation, biological process: snRNA modification. Gene Ontology annotation, molecular function: O-methyltransferase activity; snRNA binding; RNA methyltransferase activity. The transcript is spliced from 4 exons. The record is from RefSeq and is a predicted model, not a curated record.